GUUGUUCGCGGGCUGGACCACCGUUCGCACGCGCGGCUCUUUCAUAUCGUCGAUCCGUGUGCAACAAGUGUGAGAUAAAGAAGCUUCGCCACAAGAAUAUACGAAUAUAAACAAAUAAAUAAUCCUUUCGAAAUAGACCGAUAAACUUUUCAUUGUUCAAUUUAGCGUAAAUCAUUUUGCGAGACAUAGUCCGAUAAAAUAAGAAAAAAACUAUUAUUUAUUUAAAUCGCGGGUGCGAGGACCGAUGCUUCUCGGCGCAUAAAAAGUGCGCGGGAUCGUACGUGAUUUUAUUCGCAAGCUGGGCGAUUGAUCGAAAAUCGGUUCGCUUCGAUGAGAAUAUUUGGUGCUUCUCCUAUACGCGGUGAUUAUUUCAUCCAAGAUCCCGCCUGAACCGCAGGCGCAGCAAAGCCCUGUAACAGCGAGGAAUUACGUCGGGGGGCGGAACGGGCAAAAACGCGUACCACUGGGCUGAGCCGUCAGUUGGCGGGGGUUAUGCUUCCGAGGCUGCUGGUUCCUAUACGCUUGCCUUCAAGACGUAAGAUAUAUUAAGUACCGAAGCGUAGACGCCUGGAAUUUGCCGAUAUCUGCAAAUCGACGUAGAGGAAGAAGGAAAAAAGGAAAAAGGAAAAUCGUAUAUAGAAAAGGGUGGACAAGAAAUGACGGAAACGACGAGAGAUCCCGAGCUCGCCGAAGCUGAGAAUAUCGAAGAAGUCAGAGCUGCGUUGAAUUUAAUGUGCGCCUCACCGACACCCAAACAAAAUGAACUUCCCGAAAGAGGAUCGUGGAGCACCAAAUUGGAUUUCAUUCUGAGUGUGGUCGGUUUGGCCAUAGGUCUCGGUAACGUUUGGAGAUUCCCGUAUUUGUGUUACAAAAAUGGAGGCGGAGCGUUUCUCAUUCCAUAUUUCCUCGCGCUUAUAUUGGCCGGAAUACCCAUGUUUUUCAUGGAGCUUGCGCUUGGACAAAUGUUGACGAUUGGUGGUCUCGGUGUAUUCAAAAUAGCACCGCUCUUCAAGGGUAUCGGUUACGCAGCGGCCGUAAUGUCCUGCUGGAUGAACGUCUACUAUAUCGUUAUUCUCGCCUGGGCUAUUUUUUAUUUCUUCGUUUCCAUGAGGAGUGGUACGUUCCGAUUAGCGAGUUCUUCCCCAGCAGCACUUUUGCCAUGGGGUAGCUGCAACAAUCCGUGGAAUACAAAAACUUGUGUAAAUCCGUAUGACAGGAGAUCUCUUCAGUGUUGGGAUCAAAUGACGCGUAAUCACAAUCUCGUUAAAAUGUGCUCGUUGAACCAACUGAACGUAUCGGCAUCGGAUCUUACGGAUCCUGUUAAAGAAUUUUGGGAACGACGAGCUCUUCAAAUUAGCGACGGUAUCGAGAGCGUUGGCUCGAUACGCUGGGAGCUCGCGGCUACUUUGCUCGUAGUUUGGAUAAUGUGUUACUUCUGCAUCUGGAAAGGUGUCAAAUGGACCGGCAAAGUCGUAUACUUUACAUCAUUAUUUCCCUAUGUACUCCUGACGAUUCUUCUCAUUCGCGGUAUUACCUUACCAGGAGCGAUGGAAGGAAUACGAUUCUACGUCAGUCCAAAUUUAUCCAAGCUCAAAGAGUCCGAGGUAUGGAUCGACGCUGUGACUCAAAUAUUCUUUUCGUAUGGUCUCGGUCUUGGGACCCUCGUCGCACUCGGUAGUUACAACAAAUUUAGUAACAACGUGUACAAGGAUGCCCUUAUCGUUUGCACGGUGAAUUCGUCGACGAGUAUGUUUGCCGGUUUCGUAAUAUUUUCCGUCGUUGGAUUUAUGGCCCACGAGCAACAGAAACCCGUCGCCGAAGUCGCCGCUUCCGGUCCGGGUCUCGCCUUCCUCGCUUAUCCAUCGGCUGUCCUCCAACUACCCGGUGCCCCAAUGUGGUCCUGUCUCUUCUUCUUCAUGCUCCUACUUAUCGGGCUCGACUCGCAAUUUUGCACUAUGGAAGGCUUCAUAACGGCCAUGGUGGACGAGUGGCCUCAUCUACUCCGGAGACGCAAGGAAAUAUUCAUCGCGAUCGUGUGCAUCCUCUCGUAUUUGGUUGGUUUAUCGUGCGUUUCCGAAGGAGGAAUGUACGUCUUCCAAAUACUAGAUUCCUACGCGGUUUCCGGUUUUUGUCUUCUCUUCCUCAUAUUCUUCGAAUGCGUAUCGAUAAGCUGGGCAUUUGGUGUUAACCGAUUUUACGAUGGCAUACGCGACAUGAUCGGCUAUUAUCCUAUCGUCUGGUGGAAAUUCUGUUGGUGUUUCACAACUCCGAUGAUAUGCAUUGGCGUUUUUUUCUUCAAUUUGGUCCAGUGGACGCCGGUCAAGUACUUGGAGUACGAGUAUCCCUGGUGGUCCCACGUAUUUGGCUGGUUCACGGCAUUAUCCUCGAUGCUUUGCAUACCCGGCUACAUGAUUUAUAUCUGGAUUACGACACCCGGCGACACGACUACGAAAUUCAAGUUACUCGUCAGAAUAGAUGAGGACGUCACGAGGUUGCGAACAAAAAUGGGUCUACCAGCGGUCGAACUUUCGCCUCUUUAGACCAAAAUUCUUUAAAGAGAAAAUUUUGGAAAAUCGUAAAUAACUAAAAAUAUAUUUCAUCCAAAUUCGAUUUCUCACAACAUUAUAUUCUUCCAUAAAUCUCUUUGCUCUGCGUUUUUCUUCGCUUGACGUUGGAAUUUUAAAGGAAAGGAAAACGAAAAUAAUCAAAUUUGACGUUUCAUUGGAAUUUAUCGAUGCGAAUAAAAAGAAAUAAUCGUUGAAAACGAGGACUUGUUCGGGAUUCCAGUAAUAUCAUUAUCAAAUACCAGUUGCAGCAGAGCAGGUCAACGCGGUACGUAGAAUAAAUAAUGAAAACUCUAAUACUUGUAUUCGCAAACGUUCUCGUUUGUUACAAAAACUUUCGAGUCAAGAUGGUUUUUUUUUUUUUCAUCUAUCGACGAUAAAGAACGAUGAAAAUUGCUUCGAAUCUCGAUGCGAUGUAUAGUUGCCCCUAGCUAGAAUACGAGAUCUGAAUUUCUCGAGGUCGAAGUCGAGGUCGUUUCAAAAGUAAAAUAUGAUAAAAAAAAAAAAUGGUGGCUCUUAUGUGGAAAGAGGAUAUUAUAUCGGGAAUAAAACGUAUAUAUCGUAUAUAUAUGCCGGGCUCUAUACGCGAAUACUUACUAGCCUUAGAAGACUAGUAUAUACCUCAAUAUACAUCCACAUAUAUAUAGUAUAUUUGUUUAUAUAUAUGUAUGUAGAUGUAUGUUUAUACAUAUGUAUAUAUGUAGGAGAAUCAAAUGUAGUUUGACGACUCGCUCCCUCCUCCCCCCCAAAGAAUGUUUUUUCUUUCUUUUUUUACAAUCGUGCAAAUUAGUAGCGCUUCGGGUUUGAGGGGAUGAGCGGCAUUUCUCGUUAUACAUCCGCAUUUGAAAUUAUAUAGAAGAUAUAUUUAUAUCUGCAAUAUCUCGGAGUAAGCCCUUACUCCUAAUUACCCGGCCCAAGCUCGCUCGGAACUCGGAACUACUAACGCCUGCUUGCUUAUCGAACCAUUUUUUAAGAGAAAAAUUUUUCAAUAACACACGCGAGUACUUUGAUAAUGGUGGUAUAUAUAUAUACGCGCGAUCAGCAGCGAUAUACGCACGCACGCGCGCACCAACGAAUAUAUAUAUAGGUUUCGAAGCAAGUAUUGAAAAAUUGACCGUCCUUAUACGGUCAAUGAGAGGUAGCGAGAACAAACAUAUAUAUGUGUAUUCACCAUAAUUGCAUACGCCUCCUUUAUCUUAUUAUGCCAUACGAAUAUGAAUUAGAUGUAUAUAUCAUUAUGAUUGCGUACCUCAUGUUGCACGGAGUCGAUGAUACGUUGGCUUUCUCUCAUCAAUUUAUUCUUUUAUUACUUUCUACGUUAAUAAUUCCUCUUUCGACCGAGUCUAUCUUUUUAUCUUACUCGUGUUUCGUCAAUUUCAAAAAAUUUUACUUUUCAAUUAUCCCUGUAUAAUCCAAGUUGUAACAUCGUUUGAAAUUAUUAGACGAGAACCUCAUCACUGUAUCUAUCAAAUGAAAUGAAUAAACACAUUGAUUGUUCAAAUAA
Venturia canescens is the source of this 4068-nucleotide messenger RNA. RefSeq names its product sodium- and chloride-dependent GABA transporter 1-like (gene Gat-a). The coding region runs from base 657 to 2540 and encodes 627 amino acids. Gene Ontology annotation, cellular component: neuron projection; plasma membrane. Gene Ontology annotation, molecular function: gamma-aminobutyric acid:sodium:chloride symporter activity. The transcript has 9 exons. The record is from RefSeq and is a predicted model, not a curated record. Gene Ontology annotation, biological process: sodium ion transmembrane transport. NCBI's taxonomy places the organism in Eukaryota, Metazoa, Arthropoda, Insecta, Hymenoptera, Ichneumonidae.